CCGUCAUAUGUCAAAUGUCUAAUUGUCUAAAUAUUCGGCGUUCCGUUCCGUUCGGUCUCGAUGUGAUGUGAUAUGUCGUUGGAAUAGUGUAGUUUUAGUGGUGCCAAAAUGGCAGAAAAUACACGAGAAAGCUACGAUCAAUCCAGAAACAUUGAUGGCCACCCUCUACAUUUUUCUAGUCUUAGUAUAGAACAUGAUGCUGAUAAGGAGGCAAGACUGCGGACAUUCAAGGAGCGGCAAAAUGAAGAGCGGCAAAAGAAACUGGAAGAAAUAAAAGCACAAGCCCUCGCAGCACAAAGGUUCAAAGAACAGAAAGAGCAAGAGAGGCGAAGGAGGUUAGAUGAAAUGAGAAUCAAAGACGACUCUCGAAGGCACCAAGUCGAGGAACGAAAGCGAGCUAUAAAUGAUGCUGAACGGGAUAGAUUAGAAUCUAUUAUUCGCAGGAAUCAGGAAAGAGAAGCUAGGAUUGAAACGAGAAAAAGACAUGAACGUAGUAACAUUGUUUUUGCCUUUGGCUCUUCAACACCUCGCAUGCUGGACAAUACUGACGCCUCCUUGUCGUAUUGGGGACAGAGAAGGGCCACAUCCAUUCAGAAUAUAACUUCAACUGCCACUCCAAGCAAUUUAACUCGGAGACAAAGUGAAAGAGAUUUGGAUGCGGCCAGUAAGAAAAGGGCCACCUCUGCGGGUGGUUCGGAUCGCCCUGAGAGUCUGACAAGUCCCACGAUUCCAGCCGGGUGCGCAAGUGGGUAUCUGGGCAGGCGCAGAACCGACUUAGUACCAACAAUACCAUCCAGGGACUCCUCUUUCCAUUCGUCAGCAUCACGCAAAUCGCUCAAUCACUCCCCAGGUAGGGCAUAUUCAAUGUCUCGCUUAGACCAGCUAGCUAAGCCAAGGAAACCGUUGUUGCCAGCUUUAAAUGAAUCAAAUAUGUCUCCCAAAAGCUCAAUGACUCGCAGCAUGGGUCACCUAGCUCAUGUGGGUAGCGCUAAACUGAGUCCGAGAAAACCUCUGAACAAAAUUGACAGUCGCAGUAUGCAUCAUCUGAGUCCAGAUGGACCUGUAGCUCCUCCAAGGGUGAAUAGGGCCACUCAGCUACGCAAAGAGAGGCUGCUGGCUCAGCAGUCUGGCAGUACCAGCGAGGCUUCAUCUAGACCAAGUAGCUCAAUGAGCCAGCAGAGCACAAACAGCGUCACUAGUUCUGUGAACGUACGGCAUCGCAUCUCCAAUGCCCCACGCAGACCUCGCCCUGCUAGCAUCGCAGUUACUGGGGUUACAAACGAAAUUAGGAACAGUUUUGACAGAGAACACAAACCACCUCUACCCAAAACCCGCAAACCUUUGUCCAAAACGAACACAUCUGAGAAAAUCGAAAAGGCUAAGCGGCCUCUUAAAUCGCCAGCAGAAGAAACAGCUCCCAAGAUUGUUGGUGAAGAUAAGAAAGUCAGAAAGGAGAUAAAGGAGAAGAAAGAGAUUGAAGAAGUAAUUAAGCUUCCUAUUGAAAAUGGCCACAAGGAACCAGAAAAAGAGGUGGAACCUGUAGAACCUGUUCAGGCUAAGGAACCUACACCCCAACUUCUUGUAGAUCUUAAGGAAGAACCAGUACAUGAUGUUCAGGAAGAAGCUCACAAGCCUCAUAUACCUAAACUAGAUGAGACUCAACCACAGCAAAACGAAGCUACUAAGAGUGAAGGAAAUCUCAUACAGAACUUCAUUAAUAAUGAAAGGAAUUUAUCUGCAGAUGCAUCUCACGAGUCAAGUGAGAGCGUGGCGCAUUCUCAAACAACCACAACAAUAAUGACUACAUCUGUAACAGAAACUAAAGAACUUAAGCCAGAAAAUGGCGAAUCUAAUGAAAUGACCUCAUCAAUGUCCAAACCAAGGAUCAACACAGAAGAAGAAGCUAAAGCUGCUUUAGCGGAAAGAAGAAGGCUUAUGAGGGAAGAAACUGAGAGGCAAGCUGAGUUGGAGAGGCAGAGAAUUGAGGCUGAACAGAAGGCAGAGUUUGAGAAGCAGCAAAAGGAAGAGGAACAAGCCAGACUUCUUGCGGAAAUGCAAAGGAAGGCUGAACAGGAAAGAUUGCAAGAAGCCAUAAAAGAAGUGCAAAAACGUGAAGAAGAAGAUCGUCUACGAAAAGAAGAGGAGUUGAGACAGAAAGUGUUGAAGGAAGAGGCUGAUAAAAAGGCCAAGGAAGAGGCUGAGAGACAGAAGGCUGAACUGCAGAAAAAACUGGAAAACGAAGAGAAAGAACGAGAGGAGCGCAGAAAGAGGGUUGAAAUGAUCAUGUCUAGAACUAGAGGAAAGGCGAAUGCGAAUCUAGCAUCACAACAAAAUUCGCAAGAUAGGAACGAAAAUACUUCUGAUAGUAAACAACAAGUAAACGAUAUAGAGUUUAACGAAGACAACCAAGUGAAUGAAAAUAAAUUAAAUGGCACGAAAAAAGAAAAUGGAACUAAUGAUAGUUCCGCGACCCAAAACGGCAAAGGUGUAGAUUCAGGAAUUGACAAUAUAAUUCCAGACCAGAGUGUAAAUGCCAACACAGUAGCCGACACGAUAAAUACGGACUCAUUAAAUUCAAACAGUGCUUGGCAGACUUCGAGUCAGCAGUAUGGUAACCUAAUAUGCAAUAAUAAUAGUUAAAAAUUCAUUGGGAAUGUUUUUCAGAUACUUUGACGUAAGCUGAGCGUUGGAGUAUAUGCAACGUGUAAGAUUUAUUUUCUAGAUUUAGCCCUUGUUCUAACGUUUUAAAUAAUUUAUUUAUAUUUUUUAGUCUAAUACUUUGAAUGUCUUUCUUACUCGCCGAAUCAAGUAGUGUUUAAUUUCUAUUUUUGGUCUGAUUUUGUGUUUGCUUUGCUCUAAUUUAAUUUUGGAGAUUUUCUAUUGACCCAGUUUUGAUAUUUUGGAGUAGUUUGCGGUUUUACUUACUGAGAUUUAUUUACUUUUCCACUUAUCAUUUGAUGAUUUAUAAUCAACUUCAGGCCUUAUUAUACACUACCUGUCAAAAAAUAAUAAUAUUUUAACUGUAAAAAAGUCUCGAAACAUAUAGUAUGUAUAUUUAUUUAAGGUUUGUCUUUUUUUGGGAUACUAAUUUUUUAGACAACACAAUUAAGCCAUUAAUUGAAAAGUUGAUCUUCUAAAAAGCAAGAAAUGCCUGCCUUUUUUAACCUUCAUCUUCCUAUGACAAAAAAAAUUACGUAGAUUCCCAUGUGGGGUACAUUCGCACCCCAUGAUAAAAAUGAUACUUCUGAUAAUUAAACAUGUUUUUAUUUAUACUAAACAGUUAUAAUAGAUAAAAUCAACAUAUAACAAGAGUACAGUUAACGCAAAAAAAAAAAAAAAAAAGGAAAUGGUAUUUGCGACCAUUGCGUGCCAUCUUUCGAUUUAUAAAUCAGAUUUCCGCCUUCUACUUCCAGUAAACUUUCGUUCCCUUCCUGCUCCACAGAUAUUUCUUGACCAGCUUUAUAAUCAUGAUUUCUAAAUUUUGCAGGUUCUGCAAAAUUCCUGCAAGGUGACUACUUGAUAGAGUAGCCACAGAUUCCCAUGUGGAGUACGUAAUUGGGUACAUGUGCCCCACGCUAUGCAAAAAUUAUUAUUUCUAAAAAAUAAAUAAAUAGAAAAUGUUUGAUGAUCACCAAUUAUGUGCAAAGCCCUCACUGACACAAAAUAAAAUUAGUCAGAAAUGCACUUUUUGGGAAAAUAUGCUAGAAAAAUUGUUUCCUGGAGUACAUUUGUACCCCACCCGGGAAGACGAAGGUUAAUGAAAAUGAAAUCUAGAAUUUCAUUGAUAAAAAUUAUUGCACAUAUUAAAAUUAAAAAUAAUCCCAUCACAAAGAUUUCAAUUCAAUUUAUACAUUUGGAAAUGUCAAGAAUUUCUUUUGAAAUAUCCCAAGCACACUUUAAAUAAAUAAUAAUGUGGCCUAUAUUUUAACCCAAGCCCUUCUUUACCAAAGCCAUACCAUAGUUUAGUUCAUUCAAAUUCCUUGAGUUUCAAUUUCAGACGCCACCCUAUUGUAUUAAUAUUUGAUUUUUGUUAGUCAAUGAAAUGUAAAACUCAGAAUCAGAUUUCAACAAAGUCUAUAUAUCCUACUGAUAGUAUAUAUAUUACAUAAUGAGUGUUGUCAGAAGCAAACUGCUCACAAAACGACCACACUUGAUACAAAUUUUUCAAUUUGCUGAUGGUAACUGUUGGCUACUCUCUGUUCACGCUUGUUCAAGUGAACUGAGGUUGUGGCAACAUAACCCACAAAAAUUUGAGAUCAAGAUUUUGACAUCUCUGGGGCCAGUGUAGUUGCAGAGUUUACUUUUGUGUUAAAUUUCGUACAUUUUAGAAAACUUUGAUAGUACCGUAAUCCUUUCAACAUAUUCUGCGAUAAAAUUAAUUGUAUACAAAUACUGACGCUUUUCAUUAAAUUAACAACAAAAUGUGUUAUUACAAUUUCAAAUGAUUUUGUACAAUUUAUUCAAAAUGAAUGCACGAAAUUCAACGCUAACACAGAGCAUAACACAGAGCAAUGCUGAAGAAUGACGGCGGUUUCUUUUUAGUCUGUAGCCAUCAGGCGGGUAAAAUCAAAACCUUAUAGUUUAUGGUAUGAAAGUGUGAUAUUCACUCUUUACAGUAGUGGCCCUAGGUAAAAUAAUGAACUAUGGCCGGUUUCCGAACCACGAAAAUAAAUCAAACAAUAUUAAUAAAAUUAUCUCUUCUUAACUUCAUGUAACAGAUGUUUUAUGGUUCAGAAACCGAGCAUUAAUAAACGGCAACUUCAAGGUCAAAUUGUAUAACAACUAGGUAAGGUAGUCGGUAUGGAGGCACUUUAUGUUAUUAUGCAUAGCCUUGAUAAAGAAAGGGUUAGGUAAUUCAAAUUAUAAAUUUUUCCAAGGAAUAAUAAUUGCAAAGUUAAAAACCACUAUUUAACGUCGCCUUGAUUCUGAUAUUGUAGAACCAGAGUUCUAAAACUAGGAAGCAAACAGGGUCUGCAGCAUUCCUUAUUUUUAUGAAACAUUUUUAAACUCCACUUAAUUCAGUGAGUAGUGUCUCUUAGAUUAAUUUGUAAUUUUAUUUGUGUUAUGAUUUGAUUACGGAAACGGUUGUAUUUAUAUAUUCAAGUGAUAGAGUAAAUAUUUAUAUUAAAAUGGCAACUCGUUUCAUUUAUGUUAAAAAUUGGUUAGAUUCGACUGAGCGGAACAAGGUCCAUUUUGGUUGAAAAAAGGCUUUGGUAAAAUUCUAUUGUUUGGUCUUGAUGAGCAAAAAAAAUCACUUCUUGCAAAUAACAAACCCACAAGCUUUUUUUGACCAGAAUUUUCUCUUCCAAUUUUUUUUAAAUUUAACAACUCGGUCUAUACUAGUCAUCUUGUAAGUUAAAAUUGUUGUAUAUGUUAUCUAAUGUACUCUGUGCUGUCCUUAAUUGACGGUCUUGUAGCAAAUAUAUUUUUAUUAUAAUGAAGUUUGCAUUUUAUUAGAUAUGUAUUGUUUUUAUUUUUAAAUAAAAUUGCUAACAAUGCAUGUUGAUUUUACUGAAAGAAUAAUAAUUAAAGGGAAAUGGUAGUUUUUUCACCUUUUCUUUCUGUUUCGAUUUUCUAUAUCAAUAUCAGCAAUAAUCAUAUUCAAAGAAGAAAAUAAAAAAUCACUAUCCAAAAAUAGACAAAUUGAAGCAUGGAACAUUAUUACAGAUUCUGAAAAAAAUUGUGGAGUCCUUCGAACAGUUAGCCUGUUACAUAGUUUUUUUUAAAAUAGUUUUAGAGAAAAGUUAAUGCUGACUGUGAAAGAGGAAAUAUUAAAAGUUGUUAAUCUAAAAGUAUGUAUUUUCGUUUUUUCUGUAACUUGUCAUUAAUAAUAUUAUAAUAUUUAAUAUUUGAAUUGAUUGAGCCGAUACUUGGUGAAAACUGAAAUCCAUGGUUAGGAAAAAGUGAAACUAAAUUUUACUUCCUAUAUUUUAUUAUAACAGUAACAUGUUUCACUACACUGUGGCUUCAUCAGUCUGACAAAGCUACAUGUUACUGUUACUGUUGUAAUGAAAUAUAGUAACAAUUAGUUUUACUUUUCCCUAACUUUAUUAUUUAAUAUUAAACAAAAAAUACCUUGAGGCAAUUAUAGGUUCAUAUCCUAAAAUGUAACCGUAAUAAAUAUUUGAAAUUUAAUGUCCUUUACAUUGCUUGUUAAAAAGUGCUUAAUAAAUGUAAAAUUUAUUUAUGACUUGUA
This is a messenger RNA of Ceutorhynchus assimilis (cabbage seed weevil), 6196 nucleotides long. NCBI's taxonomy places the organism in Eukaryota, Metazoa, Arthropoda, Insecta, Coleoptera, Curculionidae. The record is from the annotation of a GenBank genome assembly.